Messenger RNA from Acanthopagrus latus (yellowfin seabream), 4170 nucleotides. RefSeq names its product NLR family CARD domain-containing protein 3-like. The record is from RefSeq and is a predicted model, not a curated record. The transcript has 11 exons. Gene Ontology annotation, molecular function: protein binding. The coding region runs from base 252 to 3626 and encodes 1124 amino acids. Lineage: Eukaryota; Metazoa; Chordata; Actinopteri; Spariformes; Sparidae.
CAGCGAGCAUCAGGGCGUGUACACAGAGUGUGAGAGCUCACCUGGGCUCCUCCUCCUGUGAUGAAGCUCACCUGAGAGAUCUCAGCAGCCGAGGACAGACUGUGUUUACUCUCACCUGCUGCUGUCAGUCCUUUAAAGCAUCUUCGGGCGGCGCCGGUCCAAAGUCUCAUUCACUGUGAUCGUUGUGGCGCAGACAGUCGUGUCCGUGUGAACGUCCAGCUGAAGAUGAAAGUGUGUGUGAGCUGAGCAGCAUGAAUCAGUGUGAAGACAGAGAGGAGGGAGGCCCUCCCUCUAAAACCACUGGACCUGGUCCUGGACCUGGACCUGGACCUGGACCUGGACCUGGACCUGAGCCCAGCUGUGUGUCCUUCAAGAGUGACCAGUCAAUAGAUUGUUUCAUUUAUUUUAAAGGACAACCAGCUCCUGCUGUAAAGAGGAGACCAGCCUCUAAUGGACCUGGACCUGAGCCCAGCUGUGUGUCCUUCAGGUGUGACUGGUCAAAGCAUCAUUUAAUUGAUUUUAAAGAAGAAAAACCUUCAGCUGUAAAGAGAGUCGACCAGGAGAGCUCAGAGGUUCCCAGAGGUCCGUCUGUCCAGCAGCAUCAGACACAGCUGGACUCCAUAUUUAUGCUGCUGGAGGAGAACAUUGUGACUUUUGUGAAGAACGAGCUGAAGAAGGUCCAGAAGGUUCUGAGUUCAGAUUACCCAGAAUGCUUAGAGAGUCAAAGUGAUGAUGAGGAGGUGUUGGACGGUGAGGAUGAAGAGCAGAGGAGGAGCAGCAGAGAGGCAUUUCUGAAGAUCACACUUCACUUCCUGAGGAGAAUGAAGCAGGAGGAGCUGGCUGACUGUCUGCAGAGCAAACAUCUUGCUGCAGUUUGUCAGCGUAAACUUAAAUCUGACCUUCAGAAGAACUUCCAGUGUGUGUUUGAGGGGAUCGCUAAAGCAGGAAACCCAACCCUUCUGAAUCAGAUCUACACAGAGCUCUACAUCACAGAGGGAGGGACUGCAGAGGUCAAUGAUGAACAUGAGGUCAGACAGAUUGAAACAGCAUCCAGGAAACCACACAGACCAGAAACAACAAUCAGACAGGAAGACAUCUUUAAAGCCUCACCUGGAAGAGACGAACCAAUCAGAAGAGUGAUGACAAAGGGAGUGGCUGGCAUCGGGAAAACAGUCUUAACACAGAAGUUCACUCUGGACUGGGCUGAAGGCAAAGCCAACCAGGACAUACAGUUCACAUUUCCAUUCACUUUCAGAGAGCUGAAUGUGCUGAAAGAGAAAAAGUUCAGCUUGGUGGAACUUGUUCAUCACUUCUUCACUGAAACCAAAGAAAUCUGCAGCAUUGAAGAGUUCCAGGUUGUUUUCAUCUUUGACGGUCUGGAUGAGUGUCGACUUCCUCUGGACUUCCACAACACUGAGACCCUGACUGAUGUUAGAGAGUCCACCUCAUUGGAUGUGCUGCUGACAAACCUCAUCAGGGGGAAACUGCUUCCCUCUGCUCGCCUCUGGAUAACCACACGACCUGCAGCAGCCAGUCAGAUCCCUCCUGGGUGUGUUGACAUGGUGACAGAGGUCAGAGGGUUCACUGACCCACAGAAGGAGGAGUACUUCAGGAAGAGAUUCAGAGAUGAGGAGCAGGCCAGCAGAAUCAUCUCCCACAUCAAGACAUCACGAAGCCUCCACAUCAUGUGCCACAUCCCAGUCUUCUGCUGGAUCACUACUACAGUGCUGGAGGAUGUGUUGAAGACCAGAAGAAGAGGAGAGCUGCCCAAGACCCUGACUGAGAUGUACAUCCACUUCCUGGUGGUUCAGACCAAAGUGAAGAAGGUCAAGUAUGAUGGAGGAGCUGAGACAGAUCCACACUGGACUCCAGAGAGCAGGAAGAUGAUUGAGUCUCUGGGAAAACUGGCUUUUGAUCAGCUGCAGAAAGGAAACCUGAUCUUCUAUGAAUCAGACCUGACAGAGUGUGGCAUCGAUAUCAGAGCAGCCUCAGUGUACUCAGGAGUGUUCACACAGAUCUUUAAAGAGGAGAGAGGACUGUACCAGGACAAGGUGUUCUGCUUCGUCCAUCUGAGUGUUCAGGAGUUUCUGGCUGCUCUUCAUGUCCAUCUGACGUUCAUUGACUCUGUAGUCAAUCUGCUGUCAGAUGAAGAGCAGUCAACAUCCCGAUGGUCUAAAGCGUUCGGAGGAAAAUCAACACGUUUCUACCACAGUGCUGUGAAGAAGGCAUUACAGAGUCCAAAUGGACACCUGGACUUGUUCCUCCGCUUCCUCCUGGGUCUUUCACUGCAGACCAAUCAGACUCUCCUAAAAGGUCUGCAGACACAGACAGGAAGUAGCUCACAGACCAAUCAGAAAACAGUCCAGUACAUCAAGGAGAAGAUCAGUGAGAAUCUGUCUCCAGAGAGAAGCAUCAAUCUGUUCCACUGCCUGAAUGAACUGAACGAUUGUUCUCUAGUGGAGGAGAUCCAACAGUACCUGAGAUCAGGACGUCUCUCCACAGAUAAACUGUCUCCUGCUCAGUGGUCAGCUCUGGUCUUCAUCUUACUGUCAUCAGAAGAAGAUCUGGAUGUGUUUGACCUGAAGAAAUACUCUGCUUCAGAGGAGGCUCUUCUGAGGCUGCUGCCAGUGGUCAAAGCCUCCAACAAAGCUCUGCUGAGUGACUGUAACCUCUCAGAGAGAAGCUGUGAAACUCUGUCCUCAGUUCUCAGCUCCCAGUCCUCUAGUCUGAGAGAGCUGGACCUGAGUAACAACAACCUGCAGGAUUCAGGAGUGAAGCUACUGUCUGCUGAAUUGAAGAGUCCACACUGCAAUCUGGAAAGUUUGAGGCUGUCAGGCUGUCUGAUCACAGAGGAAGGCUGUACUUCUCUGGUCUCAGCUCUGGACUCCAACCCCUCCCAUCUGAGAGAGCUGGACCUGAGCUACAAUCAUCCAGGAGACUCAGGAGUGAAGCAGCUGUCUGCUCGACUGGAGGAUCCAGGCUGGAGACUGGACACUCUCAGGGUGGAGCCUGCUGGAGUCCGAUGGUUGACACCAGGUCUGAGGAAGUAUUCCUGUGAGCUCACAGUCGACACAAACACAGCCAGCAGAAACGUCAAACUGUCUGACAACAACAGGAAGAUGACACAUGUGGAGGAGGAUCAGUCAUAUCCUGAUCAUCCAGAGAGGUUUGAGUCCAGGUUGUUUCCUCAGUUGCUGUGUAGAACUGGUCUGACUGGUCGCUGUUACUGGGAGGUCAAGUGGAGAGGAGAUGUUUCUAUAUCAGUGAGUUACAGAAGAAUCAGAAGGAAAGGAGACAGUACAGACUGUGAGUUUGGAUGGAAUGAUCAGUCCUGGAGUCUGGAGUGCUUUGAUGGUCGUUACUCUGUCUGUCACAAUAACAGACCAACAGACAUCUCCUCCUCCUCCUCCUCCUCCUCCUCCUCCUCCUCCUCCUCCUCCUCCUCCUCUGGUAGAGUAGCAGUGUAUGUGGACUGUCCUGCUGGCACUCUGUCCUUCUACAGAGUCUCCUCUGACUCACUGAUCCACCUCCACACCUUCAACACCACAUUCACUGAACCUCUUUAUCCUGGAUUUGGGUUCUUCAGGUCCAGUUCUGGUUCCUCAGUGAGUCUGUGUGGUGUUUAGUGUGCAGAGUCUCCUCCUGUCACAGAAACAUUGUCAGUGCUGAACAGUUGAGUCUGUACAGGAUCACAGUCACAUCAAUCUUUCAGCUUCUUGUAAUAAAUUCAUCAGUCAACUUUGUACAAAAUGAUUCAAACUGACUGAAAAGAUUUUUCAUUUACAUUUGAAACUUUUUCCAUUAAAUUGUGUAAAUUGUGUUGACUUGUACAUUGUGUCAUGUGUUGUUUUGAAUUCUGGCUCUUGUUCCAAUAAAAUCCAGAACUAUUAGUGAAAUGUAAGAAACAGAAAACAUUGACUCGUCUGCAGCCUUAAUUGUAAAGAAUCAUUGUGAACAAAGUUGUGAAUGGACAGUAAAAUAUGAUCAAAUGAACUCGACGCUCCACCUGAAACUCUCUGACUUGUUUCAUGUGUUUCUAAUGAUGAAACUAAAAGAUUGAUGGUGUUGGUUAACACAUGUAAUUAUGUCCGUAGUGACGUGAUAAACUGCACAACAUCUGUUCAUUUCUGUGUGAUUAUUAUAUGAGAAGAAAACACAUUUUAAUGACAA